AUGGCUACCUUUCUUUUCAAGUGGCCUGACCUAAGAACAUUUGUUCUUAUUCGUUUAAAUGAUGAUGCUACUUUAUCCAUUUAUCCUUUACACUCACGACUAGCCUAUUUGUACUUUCAUCACGCUUCAUUACCAUGCCAACCAUCACCAUGUGUCAAGAAGAAAAGAUACCAAUUUUGGAAGCCAGUUAGCUUACCAACAGUUAAGCAUGCCAAGGUGACACUGAAGGAAGUCAGGAAGGGACAGCCUGUUGACUGGGUACAUCUCAAGCACUGUAAGUUGGGCCAUUACGAUUAUUCAAAUAACACUGUGAUCGUGUUGGUCAAGAAACAAUCUAUCCAUUGGAUAGCUCGUUCGCUUAACGAAAAGAUUGUCUUUCUCAAUCUCUUCAAGUUUAACUCUCGAUUCAAACAUCAGCCGCAUAUAUCAAAACCGCCCAGCCUGUCCGUUGAUACCUUUUUGCAGACGUGGCUGAAGCAUAGUGAGUCUGAUAUUCAAGCUACCUUGCGUCAGAUUGACGAGAUGAAGUCAAGAAUAAAAGCAGUCCAUUCGGAGUUAGUGACAUGUGAGUCGGCAUUAAAGCAGCAACAAGAACAGUAUGGCACAGAGGGUGCAAUCGAUAGAUGGGAUAAAGUGACCCUCAUGCACCGCGUCAAUGACGUGAAUCACUCAGUUGAACGUACACAAGCGCUCUUUGAAGAGCAUAGAAGGACAAUGGCCAAUGUACAGAAACGGAUCUCGUUCUAUGGAUUCUUUUUCAAUAGCGCGAAAAGAAGAUAUACCCACGUCAAAAACGAACAUGGUCCUCUUUUGCUUUAUGUAGCAGUCCUUGUUGUAUUGUUUAUCUGUGUUUAUCUGUUUAUAAAUUAG
This is a messenger RNA of Rhizopus microsporus ATCC 52813, 870 nucleotides long. RefSeq lists its product as uncharacterized. The transcript is spliced from 2 exons. Bases 1 to 870 code for a protein of 289 amino acids. NCBI's taxonomy places the organism in Eukaryota, Fungi, Mucoromycota, Mucoromycetes, Mucorales, Rhizopodaceae. The record is from RefSeq and is a predicted model, not a curated record.